Molecule: messenger RNA, 1197 nt
Organism: Durio zibethinus
Lineage: Eukaryota; Viridiplantae; Streptophyta; Magnoliopsida; Malvales; Malvaceae
Product: MOB kinase activator-like 1A
Source: RefSeq, a predicted model, not a curated record
UCUGGCUGUGUUCUGUUCUGUUCUGUUCUUUAACAGAGUUUAAGAUAGAGAGAGAGGGUUUGGUUUUUUUGCCUUUGCCAGCCUGUCAUUUAUCUUCAUUUUCUAUAAAUUAAUUUUAUCUUUUUUUAAUUACCAAAAGCUUUCUCUUCUCUCCAUUUAUAUAUAAAGGGCUUUGUUGUUUCAUUUAACAAUUUGGCUCUCCUCUGUUUCCUGCAUUUUGUUUCCAAAGACAAAGACUUAGGCCCCGCCAGAAACGUCAAGGUUUCUCCUUUGCCAUGAGUCUCUUUGGCCUCGGUAGCAGAAACCAGAAGACAUUUAGGCCUAAGAAGAAUGCUCCAUCCGGAAGCAAGGGUGCUCAGCUUCAAAAGCACAUUGAUGCAACCUUGGGUAGUGGGAACUUGAGAGAAGCUGUUCGGCUACCACCUGGAGAAGAUAUUAACGAGUGGCUGGCUGUAAACACGGUGGAUUUCUUCAAUCAGGUGAAUAUCCUGUAUGGUACUCUAACUGAGUUCUGCACUCCAAAUAACUGUCCAACAAUGACAGCAGGACCAAAAUACGAGUAUAGAUGGGCAGAUGGAGUUACUAUUAAGAAGCCUAUAGAGGUAUCGGCACCUAAGUACGCUGAGUAUCUGAUGGAUUGGAUUGAAGCUCAGCUAGAUGAUGAAGCAAUUUUCCCACAAAAAUUGGGAGCGCCAUUUCCACCAAAUUUUCGAGAUGUUGUGAAGACAAUAUUUAAAAGAUUGUUCCGAGUAUAUGCACAUAUCUACCACUCACAUUUUCAGAAGAUUGUGAGUUUGAAGGAAGAAGCUCAUUUGAAUACUUGCUUUAAGCAUUUUGUUCUGUUUACUUGGGAAUUCCGGUUGAUUGAGAAAGGAGAACUUGCACCUCUGUCCGACCUUGUGGACUCUAUUUUGCAGUUGUAGCCCAAUGAAUUUUCCCUUUUCCUUUCUUUCUUUGGAUACACAUUUUUGUGAGCUACUAUCUGUGAAGAAAAAGAUGCCUUUAAGCAUCUGUUGUCUCCUUUCUCAUCCAUUGGUUUUAUUUUCAUUAAUCAGAAAUCAACAGAAGGCUUAUCCCAUUGGAAAGUUUGUAUUAUUUUAUGGUUACGAGUGAUAGUUGCAUUUUGAGGAACCAAUAGGUUGGAAAGUGAAGUUGAUAUAAAUGUGGGAAUAUCCUUGAGGGCCAAUAUUCACCAAA